Messenger RNA from Priceomyces carsonii, 1599 nucleotides. It is a transcript of the gene GAC1, whose product is annotated as protein phosphatase regulator. Gene Ontology annotation, molecular function: glycogen binding; protein phosphatase 1 binding. Gene Ontology annotation, biological process: regulation of glycogen biosynthetic process. Lineage: Eukaryota; Fungi; Ascomycota; Pichiomycetes; Serinales; Debaryomycetaceae. The transcript has a single exon. Bases 1 to 1599 code for a protein of 532 amino acids. Gene Ontology annotation, cellular component: protein phosphatase type 1 complex. The record is from RefSeq and is a predicted model, not a curated record.
AUGACAACUGCAAAUCACCCGUUGACAGUCAAGAAUUUAAUGGAGGCUAGCGCUAGGGGCGGUAGCACCACCAGCACUAUUAUCAACACUAAUGUUAACACUGAUUUCAUAGAUAAUAGCGAUACCGAUGUUGAGGAAGGUCUGAGGCUCGGCCGUUGUGUGGAUCAGUGUCACACACCGCUGAUUUACCUGGGAACAAGGGAUGCAUCUGUGGACUCUGUUGACAGUAACUCCACAAUGUCUACAAUAAAGCUUCCGGGGUCUGAGGAAGUAUCGAGAGGGAUGUUGGAAGCACCACCAAACCUCGUGAGGAAGAAAUCAGGAGAGUUGGUGAAAUCUUCUAUGAAGUUAAAUGGUUUACCUAGACUGAUUUCAACUUCUCAAAUAUCGAGCGGUAAAUCCGUUCGUUUUGCCUCUAGGUUGACAAAUGUGAAAAUGUUUGAUGGAAGAGAGCUGCCUUCAGUUGUAUCUACAAAUGAGAAUACCCCAGUCCAUUCUCCACAAAAUGUCGAUGACGAUUAUUUUGGCUCCAAGGGGUACUUUCAUUGGGGAUGGGAUGACGAUGAAAUAAGCGAUAUAACUUCUGACACUUCGUCGGAUGAUGAAAACAUCUUAAAUGGUCCCCCAAGAGUAAAAUACGACAUUGCGUACACGGAUUUGAAGCCUGCUAAGAAUAUAUACGACAAGCAAGAUCUUGCUUGUUAUUUGCAGUCAGUGAAAUUGACAUCAGACAGAACCACUUUAACAGGUUUAAUAAUGGUCAAAAAUCUAGCUUUUGAAAAGCACCUCUCUAUCAAAUUGUCACCAGACAACUGGAAUUCGUGUCUUAUACUUAAUAACGUAAAUUAUUCGAAGUCAUUUGCGUCUAUAGGUUUUGACCAAUUCAAGUUUCAGAUACCGUUAACAAAUAUGCCUAGAUCGAUUAACCUCGAAAUAGUCAUUAAAUAUGAGGUACUUGGUUCAACAUUUUGGGAUAAUAAUAAGGGGCACAAUUACCACAUUAAUUUAAAACCUUUUGUUGAAUCUAGCAACACUAUUAAAAAUUACAAUUAUGACUUCAAGAGUUUGGCUCCAGAAUGUGAUGAACUUGUCAAUAAGUUGCUUAAAUUUAAAUAUGAAGAUGAUCUAAGUAUCAAACAUGACUUGUAUAAUGAUGAUGAUCUCAAUCCAAAGCAAAUUCUCAACAACAAUCCAACAAAAAACAAAUCGGAAUUUCAUAAUAGAUACAAUAUAAAUGAUGAAUUGGACAAACCAAGAUCUUAUCCUCCGAUUGAUCCUACUAUAGAAAACAAAAUUAGGCAGGUAAGGCCUGCAUUGAAAUCUUCAUUUUCAACUUCCGAUAUAUUAAAUGUUAAGCCUACGAGAUAUUCGCAAUCUUUCAAGUCAAAGCAGAAGAUUAAUCAAAGUACUACUUCGGUGAAUGAUACUCAAUUCAAUUCAAAGUCUUAUUCUGAUUUAUUACAAGCAUACUGUUUUUAUAACGGAGACAAUAAUGAGAAUAGUGACAGGACAGCGGCUCCAGCCACAUUUACGAAUCCUUCUUAUAUAAGUUCACCAGCGUCAACUUUCAAUUCAUUGAGCGAUUCAAUCCAUUUGUGA